Molecule: messenger RNA, 2229 nt
Organism: Symbiodinium pilosum
Lineage: Eukaryota; Dinophyceae; Suessiales; Symbiodiniaceae
Source: the annotation of a GenBank genome assembly
AUGGAGCAAGACCGCACUGACGCGGUGCCAUGGAUUCCCUUGCCAACCCCGCAGCAAGUCUGGGAACACUCGUGCUGCAGCAAGGAGCAACUUGAGGCAGCUUUGAGACGACCUGGCAUGACCGCAAUAGAAGCAGAUGUCUUGAUGGGCGUCCUGCGCCACAGCCCUGGUCCACAACCUUGCAAGAUCGCGAUAAUGGCGCACCCGCCCUCUACAACAUCGGACUUGUCAUUUCAGUGCUUCUUAGAUCGGCUGGUGCAGGACGCCCGACACCACCUGAAACUUGACUUCAAAGAUCUGCAAUCCCUGCAGCUUUGCUUGCCUCAAGUGGCAGCUGUCAAGGUGGUGCUUAACAAUCAAGGUCAGGUUGUUUGGAUAAACGCGGACAUACUGCCUGGUCCGAAUCGACGCCGUCAGUCCUGUCCAAUUCCAGCAGCUUCCUUUUUUGCUGCAGUGCGGCAGCACUGUCCAGGAAUCGCUUUGAGUCUUGGUUGGCGAGUCUCACGGGCUUGGGGAGAUGCCUACACCAACGACGACAUAAGCUCAAUGCUCGCGGCCUGCAGCGACUGUAAGGCAAACCAAGGGCUGGUUUUUGCUGUAAACGCCCGGCUGGCGCUUCGAAAUCCGGAGCCGUUGCUUGACUUGCUGGCCGCCAAGCCCAAGAGUCAGCUUCUUCUGUGGACUGGGACUGGCGAGCCUCCGAUUCCCUCCUGGACGCGCUCUCAACUGGGAAAGUCCUUCAAAGAGUGUGAGGACAGGGUUGGCUACGACUGCCAGGUUGCGUCCUCUUGCUUCCACGGCUUGAUUUGCCAGCUUCUAGAGGGUGGGGCAGCCAAGGAGAACGCCGCACCGGUCCAAAGCGGACCUAUUGAACACCCCAAACAGCGCCGGUACAACAUCCUGGCUGCGUUGGGGGUAGAGCGGCAAGAAACAACAGCGACUCCUCAAGGAGAGAGGCCGGCAUCAACGCAGGUACAGCAGGCUGACCAAUCGAAGUCCAAGAAAAAAAAGGAGAGGUGCUCGAAGGGCCACCACCAAGCCUCUCGGGACCGGUUGCUUCGGCAGUUUGCUUUGAGCGCGCGCUCCUCCAAGAGCAAGGUGUGCGUGGAGGGGACAGUCGAAGAGCGCAUGGAGAGCAACCAGGAGGACCUGAUUGCGGCCAGGCGAGCUCAGGGAUUUCAGGUACAACUGAGGACAGCCGCUGGCAAUGUGAAAGUGGUCUUUAGCGGUGCUGCUGCACGCACAUUUUCACGAAGCCUGGGUUUGCAGCGAGGUGGCCGCGUCCGCCUCCAGGGCUUCACCUCGACUCGCGAGAACGACGUGGAGGUGCUGCGAUUCAAGGAUGUUCAUCCUGGAGUGAGCAUCAAAGUUGUGGCCACAGCUUCAAUGUCCCAGCAGGCCGAAGCUGUGCUGCACUUGAAAGACCUCAAAGCCCACCUGGCCAAGGUGAAGAGAGGUGAAGCAAAAGCAGUUGUUUCAGUUGAGGCUGUUGCCUGUUGGGUUGGUGACCUGGAGCGUCAAGAGCUGGCCAUGCAGCCUGGCGAGUUUGCACCCACCAGGACAAUCAUGCUACGGUGUCCAGCCUCCGAUAUGGUCUGUGCCUGGCGACUUUGGGAUGCACAGGCAGAGAAGUUUGGAACAGAAUUGCAAGGCCAUAGCCUUGUCUUGAAUGGAACUCGAGUGCGCGAAGUACAUGGUCAGCCAGAACUCACAGGCUGUGCCAACAUCAAUUUGCGGCGCAACAACCUCUUCUUCGACGUCUUGCGAAUUUUCGACACUACCGUGGUGCCAUUUGCAAGGUCCGUCCAGCUCUGCCAGCGGAAGUUCUGCGCGCCGCAUUGUUCCGCCAACCCUCACAUGGAAGUGCACAGCUGGCCAUUCGCUGCAACCGCUGUCGUGUCCCUACUUGCCAUAGGCAAUGAGCAGUUCCAGGCAGAAGAUGACAGUCUCAUGCAUGUCGGCAACUGCACCAUGCAGCGCAGAAAGCAAUCGCAGUCAGAACGUACAGAUGUUGCUGCACUGCCGACGCGAACCUUGCAAAAUCUGAAUCACCUGGGUGAUCAGACUAAGUGCCUGAUCUGCCUGGAAGAGUUCGCAGAUGGAGAUGAGGUCAAGACGCUUCCCUGCCUACACUUCUACCACCAGAGGUGUGUGGAUCAAUGGCUUGCCACGGACAACUCCUGUCCUGUGUGCAAGCAUCCGAUUGGCCAAGAGGAUCAUCCCGCGUGA